Columba livia (rock pigeon) is the source of this 16878-nucleotide messenger RNA. It is a transcript of the gene EPHA6, whose product is annotated as EPH receptor A6. Gene Ontology annotation, molecular function: protein binding; transmembrane-ephrin receptor activity; ATP binding. The record is from RefSeq and is a predicted model, not a curated record. NCBI's taxonomy places the organism in Eukaryota, Metazoa, Chordata, Aves, Columbiformes, Columbidae. Gene Ontology annotation, cellular component: dendrite; plasma membrane. The transcript is spliced from 19 exons. Gene Ontology annotation, biological process: ephrin receptor signaling pathway; protein phosphorylation; axon guidance. Bases 1076 to 4231 code for a protein of 1051 amino acids.
GCUGCCGGCAGCGGCGCGGCGAGGGGGGCGCUUCUCCUCGCCUGCCGCCCGCCCUGCGAUCCCCUCAGGAGGGCGGCUGAGGAGGGGCCGCCGCUCCAACGGCUUUCCCUUCCCCCCCACCCGCGCCUCGCACGCGCCGGGCCGCCCGUUGGCUGGCGGGGCGCGUGUGCCGGAGCGCCCCCGGCGCGGGGCCGCGCUGGCCUCCCGGCGGACCCGGCACCCGCCGGGCUGGGUGGGCGCAGCGGGGCGGCCCCCUGGUCGCGCCGGAGGGGGCGAUCGCUCUGCGGGCGGCAGGGGAGCGUCGGCACCACCACCAAAAAAAACCCCAACCUGCAGCCAGCUGCGCGGCACGCAAACCGGGAAGGAGCGGCGAACAUCUCACCAGAGCCGCCUGGUUUCUGAUUGCUCCGCGGCAGAGGGGGAGAGAUAGAGACAGAGAGGGGCGAGCGGCAGAGCCGGGGACGGCGUCGGCGGGGUCGGGGGUGCCGCCCCGCAAGUUUCCUUGAUGUCUUCGGGAGCGUGAGGAGGCGCCCGGCCCUUCUCCCCCUUUCCCCUCAGGAGCUGGGCGGCGGGGGCGAGACCCUCCACCGUGGGAAACUGAAUCCCCUCGGCUGUGCCGCUGGCCGGGGAUGCGGGGGCCCGUGCGGCGCGGACGGGGGAGGAGGCUGCUCCCGCGGAGGAGGCUGCUGAAGCUGCUGGCGGCCUUUCUGCGGGGCUGAAGGUGCCACCGGCCGGAGCCGGCAGAGGAAGCGGGGUGCGACCCCAUCGCCGCCACCGCCUCGAAGUUGCCGGAGCGCUCCCAGCGCCGCCGCCCCUCGCGGCAGGGCGGCAGCGGGGGCUCUCGGCGCCCCCCCCAGCCCUCGCUCUCCGGGCCGCCGCCGUGCCCCGGGACCCCGCCGGUGGAUGCGCCCGCCCCGGCCCGGACAGCCGCGGGCGGCAGUGCAGGCAGCGCAGCCCGCCGGGCCGCUCCGGACCCCGGCGGGCGGGGGCGCCGCGGCGGCGUUCCCCGCUGGCCUGAAGGAGGACGGGGAGCCUCGGCGGGCCGAGGACUCGGGGCCCUCGGCGGUCACCAGCCAUGGGGUGUUGUGAGGUGAGGGGAUUGCUCUGGAGAGUCGGCCUCUUCCUCCCCCUGCUAACAGGGCGCCCCGCCGCCGCCGGUCACGUCGCCAGCAACCACGUUGUGUUACUUGAUACUACAGCUGCCAUCGGAGAACUAGGAUGGAAAACAUUUCCUUUAAAUGGGUGGGAUGCCAUAACUGAAAUGGAUGAACACAAUCGUCCCAUUCAUACUUACCAGGUGUGUAAUGUGAUGGAACCCAACCAAAACAACUGGCUUCGAACAAACUGGAUCUCCCGUGAUGCUGCACAGAAAAUUUAUGUGGAAAUGAAGUUUACCCUGAGGGACUGCAACAGUAUUCCAUGGGUACUAGGAACCUGCAAGGAAACCUUCAAUCUUUACUACAUGGAGUCAGAUGAGUCUCAUGGAGUAAAAUUCAAGCCAAACCAGUACACUAAAAUUGAUACUAUUGCAGCUGAUGAGAGCUUUACCCAGAUGGACUUGGGUGACCGCAUUCUUAAACUCAACACAGAAGUUCGUGAGGUUGGGCCAAUAAACAAGAAAGGAUUUUAUCUUGCCUUUCAGGACAUUGGAGCAUGCAUUGCUUUGGUUUCAGUCCGUGUUUAUUACAAAAAGUGUCCUUUCACAGUCCGUAACUUGGCUAUGUUUCCUGAUACUAUUCCAAGGGUUGAUUCUUCCUCUUUGGUGGAAGUACGGGGCUCCUGUGUGAAAAGCGCUGAGGAACGUGAUACUCCAAAAUUGUAUUGCGGAGCAGAUGGGGAUUGGCUCGUGCCUCUAGGACGAUGCAUCUGUAGUGUAGGAUAUGAAGAAGUGGAUGGUUCCUGCCAUGCUUGCAUGCCUGGAUUCUAUAAAGCGUUUGCUGGAAAUGUAAAAUGCUCCAAGUGCCCUCCACACAGUUUGACUUACGUAGAAGCAACUUCUGUCUGUCAGUGUGAGAAAGGUUACUUCAGAGCUGAGAAGGACCCACCAACUAUGGCAUGUACCCGGCCACCUUCCGCUCCAAGAAAUGUGAUUUUCAACAUUAAUGAAACAGCUCUAAUGCUGGAGUGGAGCCCCCCAAGUGAUACCGGAGGAAGAAAAGAUCUCACUUACAGCGUCAUCUGUAAGAAAUGUGGGUCGGACACCAGCCAGUGUGAGAUUUGUGGGGGAGGCAUCCGUUUCAUCCCCAGGCACACUGGCCUCAUCAACUCCUCUGUGACAGUGCUCGACUUCGUGUCGCACGUGAACUACACCUUCGAAAUAGAAGCCACAAAUGGGGUCUCGGAGCUGAGUUUCUCUCCCAAGCAGUUCACAGCCAUCACGGUUACCACAGACCAAGAUGCACCCUCCUUGAUAGGUAUGGUAAGGAAGGACUGGGCUUCCCAAAACAGCAUUGCCCUCUCCUGGCAAGAGCCGGACUUUCCCCACGGAGCCAUUCUGGACUACGAGAUCAAGUACUAUGAGAAAGUCUACCCACGGAUAGCGCCGGCAUUUUGGCACUACCUGCGGGUAGAAGAGCAUGAGCAGCUCAGCUAUUCCUCCACAAGGUCCAAGGCUCCAAGUGUUAUCGUCACAGGUCUCAAGCCAGCCACCAAGUAUAUAUUUCAUAUCAGAGUCAGGACGGCAGCAGGAUACAGCGGCUAUAGCCAGAAGUUUGAAUUUGAAACUGGAGAUGAAACUUCUGAUAUGGCUGCGGAACAGGGACAGAUUCUUGUAAUCGCUACUGCUGCUGUUGGUGGAUUCACUCUCUUGGUCAUCCUCACUUUGUUCUUCCUGAUCACUGGGAGAUGCCAGUGGUAUAUAAAGGCCAAAAUGAAAUCUGAAGAGAAAAGAAGGGCUCAUUUGCAAAAUGGAGAUUUACGGUUCCCGGGGAUCAAAACAUAUAUUGAUCCAGACACAUAUGAAGAUCCAUCUCUUGCUGUCCAUGAGUUUGCAAAGGAGAUAGAUCCUUCGAGAAUUCGUAUUGAGAGAGUUAUUGGGGCAGGUGAGUUUGGAGAAGUAUGCAGUGGACGUCUUAAGACACCAGGAAAAAGGGAGAUACCUGUUGCAAUUAAAACUCUGAAAGGUGGCUACGUGGACAGGCAGAGAAGAGAUUUCCUGAGAGAGGCUAGCAUCAUGGGACAAUUUGAUCACCCAAAUAUAAUUCGCCUUGAAGGAGUCGUUACAAAAAGAUCCUUUCCGACCAUUGGGGUGAAGUCUCUUUCGAGAUUCCUGAGGGCGGGAUUUUUAAAUAGCAUCCUGGCCUCACAUCCAGUGUCAGGGGGUGGAUCUUUACCCCCCAGCAUUUCCUCUGGCAGACCAGUAAUGAUUGUUGUUGAGUACAUGGAGAAUGGAUCCCUUGACUCCUUUCUGCGGAAGCACGAUGGCCACUUCACAGUCAUCCAGCUGGUUGGUAUGCUGCGAGGGAUUGCAUCUGGCAUGAAGUACCUCUCGGACAUGGGCUAUGUGCACCGUGAUCUGGCAGCCCGUAAUAUCUUGGUCAACAGCAACCUCAUGUGUAAAGUCUCUGAUUUUGGUUUGUCACGAGUGUUAGAGGACGAUCCUGAAGCUGCCUACACAACAAGUGGCGGAAAAAUCCCCAUCAGGUGGACCGCUCCUGAAGCUAUAGCUUACCGGAAGUUCUCUUCAGCAAGUGACGCUUGGAGCUAUGGGAUUGUAAUGUGGGAGGUGAUGUCCUAUGGUGAGAGACCGUACUGGGAGAUGUCCAACCAGGAUGUUAUACUGUCUAUUGAAGAAGGCUACAGGCUUCCAGCACCCAUGGGUUGCCCAGCUUCUCUUCACCAACUAAUGCUUCACUGCUGGCAAAAGGAGAGGAACCACCGUCCAAAAUUUGGUGACAUUGUCAACUUUCUAGACAAACUGAUCCGCAAUCCAAGCACCCUUCAUACCUUAGUGGAGGAUGUACUUGUAAUGCCAGAUUCACCUGGUGAAGUUCCAGAAUAUCCUUUGUUUGUUUCAGUCAGUGACUGGCUGGACUCCAUAAAAAUGGGUCAGUAUAAAAAUAACUUCAUGGCAGCAGGUUUCACAACUUUGGAUAUGGUUUCAAGAAUGAGUAUUGAUGACAUUAGAAGAAUUGGAGUUGUACUCAUUGGACACCAGAGACGAAUAGUCAGCAGUUUACAGACUUUGCGGUUACAAAUGAUGCACAUACAGGAGAAAGGAUUUCAUGUAUGAAAGUACUAGAAUCAACUGUGUUUUGUGCCUCAGCAUUUCUAAAAUGGAAAAUACUCUCAUUCUUCCCUUCUGCUCUUCCCAACUUCAAGAACUGCAGUCUCCUGUUCAGAUUAUAAAAGUACUUCUAUGUUAAUGCUUCCAAACAGGAAUUUUUAAUCACACUGCAUAGCUCCUCUGCCAGUUACCUGCUGAUAAAAUCCUGGCCUACUGCAGGAUUCUCGCUACACAUUGAUGAAUAACUCAGCAUGGACGUGUAACUUUGUUUAACAGUAUUUGGGAAACUUUCAUGAACUUACUUGAAAGUAGUAAUCUAUUUGGCCUGGUGUGGCUUCUUUAUCGAUGUAUUUAGAGUUUGCUGGUAGAUCAAAAAGUAUUUGACUUCUUUCAUGUUCUGUGACCAUGUAACUUCCAAUACCAAAUGUGCAAUCAAGAAGUUUGGCAUAUAUAUUUAUUUUAUCUCUUAAUUAAAUCCAAAUGGAUGGGUCCUAUUGUUACAUUACUUUAUAAUAGUUUAAAUGCUGGUAAGUUGGUGCCUCAAAAUGUUAGUAUUGUUUGCAGAAAUGACUGAUGAUUUUAUGUCGCGAGUUUCUGUUGUGUGAAUAAUUGGGAGGACAGUGAAAGAAAUCUCUUUGAAAUCUUAAGGUACUUGGUUUUUAAUUACUUUAGCACUUGACACUUUUUAUGCUUUAAAUUUUAGAUUAGGUUGGAAAACGUGUUCAUCCUUGGAAUUCUUCACCACUCUUCUUUUUUUUUUUUUUUUUUUUUUUUUUUGUGGUACUCAGCAUUUGCUUCUCCUACGUGGCAAGUAUUCACUGGAAAACUGAUUGUAACGUUUCCAUAACCACGUGUAAACAUGCUUGUCAGCUGUAUUGUGGCCACAUAGACUUCAGAAAGCUUUCUGUUCCAAAAAUGCAGGCAUGAACUAAGCAUAAUUUCCACCAGUGGUAGUAGACCUUUGAGGGCCAGCCAACAGUGGGGUGAUGUGCUAAUUCCUGUGGGAGCAGGCCAGCCAUAUCAUCCUCCAGUUGAGGGCAGUGGUACAACCACCAAUUAAUGCUGGAAGUUACGCGCUGCGGUAUUUGGUCUUGUACAUAGGCAGAAGAGGAGGUGUAGGACAGCAGUGUAAUAAUACGUUGCCUUGAGUCUACUUCUAACUGCUUUUAGGAGUAAAAAGCAGACUCUGUUGAAAUGGAGCUCUGGUUACUGUGGGCUGGAUCUUCAUUUAGUGUAAAUGAAAUUGAUGACCAUUACCUUUAGAACUCUUCAAUAGCCAUAUUUACAUGCAAGAAAAUGGCUGCAAAGGCCUAACGUAAUAUUUGUACCUCUCUUAAGAAUUACAGCUUUCAUGUUUUAUUCAGACAACUUACACAGAUGUGCGGGGCUACAUUUCCAAACAUUUGCAUGAGAUAUGCGCUUCUGGAAACAGGGGAACAAGCGCAUGUCUGUGUGCUGCAGAAAUCAUGCGCAGAUCUACAUGCAUGUCACAUGUAAACUGGAUGCAGAUGCUUUUGUUGAUUUAUACAUAGUUUGGAGGAUGUUUUUGAGUUACGUGUCAUUCCAAUAUACUCAAGCUUUACAACUCUUCUGUUAAAAUGUGCGUUUGGGUAAUUAUUAUAAUAUAUGUGUAUAUCAAAAUGAACUAAAUACUUUAUGUAAUCAUAAUUAUAUUUACUGCUUAAUUUACAGCUUGUAAAUCAAAAUGUAUUUCCUAACUCUUGGAAAAGGCUGCCAUUGUAUACAAGUGGCAAAGAAGGAAAAUCAGAAAGCAAUUCAGAAAGGAUUAUGCUUCCAACCAGUUCACACAGUAAGACAUGCUAGGCCUGAUUCUCUGUUGUCACUUUACGUUGGAAUAAUUGCAUUAAUUUAAGAGGGAUGACAGUAGUGCACCAAGUAAAUUUUCUUUUCUUUCAUUAAAAAAAAGGAAUUAACUGAGGAACAAGUUUUCUAAAGAUCAGGAUUCACUGGUGUUCUGCAAUGCCAAUUUAAUGAUCUUCUUUAAUUAAGGGCAGUACCAAUCCUAUUCUAGCUACAAAGGUAAUUUUGCCAGCAUGAGUAGUGCCAUUGAACUCAGCAGGACUGUACAAGCAUGUACAUUUAGCAAGAUCACAGGCCGUCAGUGGGAAAAAAAGCAUUUGUUCUUUUCUGUGACUGUCACUUGAAAAAUUCUGCCCCAGUUCCACAUCUGAAUAAUUUUUUGGUAAAAGUUCUCUUACAGAAAGAAAACCACACUUACCUGAAGCCUUUUAAAAAAUACUAUCAUCACAGCAUAAUUUAGGAGUUGAUUUUCCUUUAUCAUUUUGUUAUCCAUUUUGCCUGUCAUUGCUUCCGUGGCCAACAACAUGACAUCUGUGCAAGGAGCCUCUCUCACAAUUAAAUACACUGCCAAGGAGGUAUGAGUCUGUUAUUUGUCAAUGGGGUUUCAAAAUUACUCAUAACUAAUCCAAACCGUGUAUGUGCACUUUUAAAUUCUCCUUCGCAUGUUUUUUUCAUCACUGGUAGUGUGGAUGCAGAGCGGUAUAUUACAUGCACACAACCUAGAUAUAUUUCAUGGACAUUAAUUUCCAAAUUUAUCAUACUACUGAAAAUAUAUUUUCAAUAGAGAAAAAUCAAUAUUAAAACAUGUAUUAAUCAGAUAUAUUUUUUAUAUAAUCAAGAGUUUGGGUAACAAGAAAGGAAAGAACAAGGUAUUCUUUGGGUGAGGGCAUUUAUUAAAAACAUUGUAAAUCCAGGAUUUUGUUGGUUUAUAGAGCUUGAUUUUUUUGUUGCUCUUGUGGUGCAGUAUGACACUUUCAUAAUAGUUAUCUUGAUCAAAUUUACAUAUUCCCCAUUUUGGAAACAUUUUAUUUGCUCUUGCUCCAAUUCCAAGCCUACUCUUGUUUUGGUUUUCCUAAUUUUUUCAUUUAAAAACAAACAAAAAAACAAUAGAUGUUAUUUUCCAAAUGUGAGCUUAAUUCUGUGCAGACCACAAAUGUACAUGUGAAAUCAGAGCAACUUUCUUUGUUACAGAGGAUACUUUCUUCAGGUGAAAAACAGCUCUAUUUAGUUUUGCUGUAUAUUGCAAUGUGCAGUUAGAGUUUAAAUUUCACAAAUUGAAGCAAAUCUAGUAAGCUGUCUUUGAGAAUCUGGCCACAUUGCGGAGUGCUUCAUGAUUAAAAGUAGUCAUUGAAAAUUCACUAAAUGAAGUGUGUAUGCAUGAUAUGCAAGCCAAAAAAAAAAAAAAAGGCAUUAAAAUGUGGACAUAAGGAAAUGAAAUUGUUCAAAGUUAUUUACAAGUGAUAUUCAUGUGUAGAUUUUUCUCACAGAUCUGAUUGUCAUUAAUCUAGAAUAUAAUCUGUCUAUCUGUACUGCUAUGACUACUUGCAUAUCACUUAAGCACCUAAAACACAGCUUAAGUCAUGGCCUUGACUGCUUUGCAGGACCAUGUUAGUGUGUCUUGGCUGACAAGUGCACUGCACUGCCCUUGUCCAUCAUGUGCCAACAGCAGCGCUUCUAAAGUUGACUGACGGGCAACUUGGAUGUCCAUGCACUUGUCAUUUAGAGCCCGGAGACCUACUGGGAGGAAUUCUUCUCACCUAAUCUUGGAGGUCUGCAUUUGAGCUAGUCAUGUGAGGUUCCCUUUUCAUCAAUGAGGAGAAGUGGGCCCUUGUAGGAUGCGAGUCAUCUAACAAAUGUAAUUAUUUAUUUCUUGGUUAGAUGAAUUGUGCCAAAGAGGCACCUGUUUCUCUGCAUUAAAAGAGAUCAAAAUUACUAGUUCAUAUGCAGGCAUCUGUGUUUGGUCAGAUGAAUCUCAUGCACUGAUUGCAUCUAGUCCUUAUGCUGCACCUAUGAAAAAAGAGAGAAUUUGUGCUGGUGUUAAAACUGAACAAGUAACUGCAGAAGGUUUAGUAGAUUUUGCUCAGGAGGGGUUUGCACAUUGGAAUUACUGAGAAGCAUUGGGACUCCAUUAGAUGAAAGAAAGAGAAUUGAGCUAUGUAAUUUAAUUUUUUCUUAAACAAAAGUUACUCUUUUUGUUGCCCAUGAAUGUAAAUUCAGUUUCUGUCCAAUAAAAGCUUAGACACAUGCUAUGCUUUAAGACAUCAGCCAAGACUUUUCAGCAUAAGGCAAUUUUUUAAACUGCAAAUAGUGCACUCAACUAUAAAUGCAAAUAGACUAGUUGUUCUGGACAAAGCAUUCUCUGGCCAAAAUUGUAUCAGGUAUUAUCUGGAUUAUUCUGACAUGGAACUCAUACACUGUAGUACUUUGAUUCUUCUGUAAUUUAAGACUGACUUUCCAUUUUCCAUUUUUUAUAUGACGAGCCUAAUACUGGGCUCCAUGAAUUUAUUUUUCAGGGCAGAUUCAUACAGGAUCCAAAGGUGGGUCAUAAGUAACAUACAGAUGCCUUUUAUUCAGACACAGUAGAGAUUUACCAUGUGGAAUAGCUAGGACUGCAGAGAUGCCUAGUAAGACUCUAUUUAAACUACAGCAAUUUCCAUGUUAGAAUGACCCCAUAGGACUGCAUCAGCCACCAAGGUAAAGCAGCAUAGAACAUACUUGUAUUGAAGACUAGUUGCUAAAUUUCAGCUGGCCACAUUGCAAAUUGAAACAUGUGUUAAACUGUUUUAACUGAGCUGAUGGAAUGGUUCUAUGGGACACAUUCUGGCAGCUGAGAAUUUCUCUUGUGAACACAAGGCACCUGUAAUUACCCUGUCAUGGGGUCAGUCUGUCUUGGAAUAUGUUCCACAGAGAGUGGAAAGGAGGGCUCCCAAUUCAGUCCAACACAUCUUUUAGAGUAACAAAAAUUAAAGUACUAAUAAAAAGUCUGUCUUCCAUUGCAUCUUCUAGGCAAAAUAUUAAGAAUAGAGAUACUUCACUUCUGACACUUGCACAUGGUCGAAGAGCACUGUAUUCUGUUAAACAGUUCUCUUAUUUGUUCGCCAAGUGUAAUUGAUCUUUCCUGAAUAAAUGGCAAAGAUAAUCUUAUUCUUUUCUUUUUAUAAUGGUACUGUUAUUUUUUGAGAGUGAGGGAAAGAUGUGUUGGGCUGAGCUAAAACUUAGUAGGACAGUGGCCUUGAAAUCUCCUGGAGAGACAAAUGAAUCAGCACUGAAAAGCGGAAAAAAAAAAAUGCCUAAAGCCUACAAUAAGGUGAACAGGAAGAACUGUCCAUAUUGUGCUGAGGAGCAUCAACAAACCAAACCAAAAGAGAAAAGGAAAGAGAAAAAAGAAAGGAAAUGAAAAGAAAAAGAAAAAAGAAAAAGAAAAAGACAAAAGAGAAAAAGGAAAAGGAAAAGAAAGAAAAAAAGUGUUGCAUAAGGCUGUUCCAUGCACUUAAAACUCACAAAUAUCUUCUACCAUCAUACACUGUAUUUAGUAGUGCACACUGCUCAUCUCAUCCAUGAGUGCUAUGGUUGCAUAUAGUUCCUCAGAUUAUGGACCAGGAUAUGUUAAGCACAUUAUGGAUAUAAAAUAUUUGUCUAUAUGUACAGAAAUAAUUGUAAAUAUAACAUGUAUCAUAAUAUCCGAGAUUUUUCAAACCUACAGGAUUAAUUAUGUAACUCCCAAUAAUGGGGUUGAUCUGCCUCACUGACUUUUAAAAUUUGUAAUGGCAUGCACUGUAUGUGUAUAGUACUUCCCAGACUUCCUUGGCUUCUUAUCUGGAAAGGGACAGACUCUGUUUCUCCACAGGCAGGAAAAGCGUUUUCAAACUGGCUUACAGAAAGCUGCCUGGUCACCUGAUGCUGACGCUUCUUCUGCCACCACACCAAACCCCUUUCUACUGAUUCUUGUCUGUACGACUGAUUACUGUAGAAAUCAUCAGUGAUCAUAAAGAGGAAGCAAGGUACCCAUGAGCCAGCAUCUCCAGUAAGAGGUAGUCCAUGCUAUAAAAAGGUUGAGUCCAUCUGCUGAAGUCACCAAAUACGUUUAAACAGUAUAUGAAUUAUUUUAUUUUAAAUAGCCACUUAUAGACACUUGUGAGGUUAAAAUGAGAGACAUUUUCAAGGGAAUAUGAGUAAAGAUAUGCCAUUUUAUAAUCUAAAAAGAUGUGCUAAAUUUUAGAAAGGAAAACUAACAAAAAUGCCUGAUAAAAAACAUGAAGUUAAAAAACAGAUUUGAGUUAAAAUAUAUUUCCAUAUCUUAUAUGUGAAAUAAUAUAAUGCCAGUUCAGUGAAAUCUAUUUGUGUCUAUGUUUCUUUAAAUAUUCAGCAUUAGUAUCUCUUAACCUUUCUUUCCUGCAAGAGAUUUCCGAAGUACCUUUCUCUCCCAGAAGGUUUUAGCAUAUUGUCUGAUUUUUCACACCUGUGUAAUUAAACUGGAAUAAAAAAUGCCAAGUCAUGAAACUGAAGAUAUGGGAAAAAAUAUAUUUAAAAGAUCAGUCUCAAAAUCACUGGAAGUUUUCACACUUGUUCUACUUUGUUCCUGUCCAAAAUUUUGACCUAUAUCUAAGCAUCUGAGCACUUUGACUAGCAGGUAACUAAACAUGUGUCUCAGUAAUGAUGUAUGUACUGUGCCACUGUGCCGUGUUCAGAAAUUCUGCAAUCUAUAAACAGUUCCAUGUUUGUAUGGCUUAAUUCAGAUAAGGAGGCUCAUUAGAAAUGGGACUAUUUACAUGGGCAGAGUUAGGCAUAAAAGACUUGCAAAUCCAAGUCCCUGUAAAAUAUUUGUAAGGCAGCGUAAGAUAUAUUUGUCAUUUUUUUCAACUUCAGUACCACACAUGGUUUCCUUCAGCAGUCCAGUAUAUUCAUUGAUACUAUGACAAAACCUCCUCUGCACAUUGUUCUUCAUAUGUGAGAAGAUAUUGCUGACCUUUUUCUUCGUUUGGGAAGUACUACACAUUUUGAGGAAUAUUCAUCUCUAACAUGUGCAUCAUCAAGCUGAUUACAAAUUUGUGAAUAUAUUUCUUGUUAUUGACAAUUGAGUGAAAAACUGCCAAGCAGCAGCAUGUAUGUUGAGCUGCAGAUAAGACAAAACCCUGGGACUGAAAAUUCACAAAUCAAAGAGAAAUCUAGCCCUCUAUAUUAUGAACUGUGUGAUGCCUGAAGCCUUGGUUGUAUAGAAAGCCACCUUGAACCUAGGAUCUGGAAAAUCGAAUUUGACAGAAAUCUACAUUGGAAUCCAAAUACUAAUUUCUGGUUGUGAAUGAUGAAAAAGUGCCCCCUGAAACACUCAAGGGAGUAUUUUCAUAGCAUCAUCACAGUGAAAUGCUCUGAGGCUCCUCUACGACAGUAACAGGCAAUAAACUAGUUGCUGGUUUUCCAGGGCCCCGCCUACGAAAAAAACUGGUAAAAUUGUCAUCAUUUAGAUUAGAGCCUGUAGUCCAUAUUGUGCUAAGGAAAAAUAACAACAACAACAACAAGUAUAAGGCAACUCACAAAUACCUUCUACCAUCAUAUACUGUAUUCAGUAGAACACACUGCUCAUCCAUGAGUGCUAUGGUUGUAUAUAGUUCCUCAGAUUAUGGACCAUUUUUUAAGAAGCUGAAUGCUCUGAGUUUUAUAACUUACCAUUAUAGUCCCUUUAUGUACAAUAGGAUUAGCUGAGAAAGACAAAGUGCAGCAAAUGUUUCAAAUCUGUAGAUUAUUUUAGCUACUAAAUGCCAACUUUAGAAGUUCAAUUUUUGUCUUGGAAAAGAUCUGCUCUAAAACACCUGGUAUUUCCAACUCCUGCUGAAAAAUUUUAAUUAAUUUCUUGAUGGAGUAAUUCCUGGGACAAUGAUGUAACUGUGAGGAAUUAACUGUUUCAGUAUCAAUAGGCAUGGUCUUGCUGUGAUCGAAAUUCAUGAGAGGUUGUUAUGACUUCACUGGCAGUGAGAUGAAGCCCUGUCUUAUACAUACAUGAUGUAGCAUUCAGGUGUCCAAACAAAUUCUCCUUUCCUGCAUUCCGCUACUGUCAUGCUUGACUUGUUAAAGAAUCAGCACUUAUUAGGACACACACUCUCCUGUCAUUCAAAUGUAUUGCUAAAACUUUUUUGCUAGUUUUAAUUUCUCCAUUGAGAGUUUCAGGCUGAGAUGUAGGUUGGUCAUUCAGGGCUUGAUCCAAAAUCAGUUAAAUGUGUAAGAAGAUGUCAACAGACUGUAACAGGUUUUGGAUUAAGAGUUUCUAUAGAUUUGCAUGGAACAGAUGGCCUCAUUUAAUAGGGGGGAAAAGAGUGCACUAAGCAUAAAAGACAAUGCUAUGACCUCAGGGAUGUGAUGAAAUAGAUUAUGGUUACCUUCAAUAUGGUAGACCUGAAUUGCAAGGCACGAAAGGUGAUUGCUGCACUGUUUUAUUGGAAUGGGCCACCAUCUCUGAGAUUGUAAUAAGUAUUUAAAAUUAUUUAAUAGAGAGUCUAACAUGAAUGUUUUCUGUUUGUUUGUUUGUUUGUUGUGGGGGUUGGUGAGGUUUUUUGUUUGGUUGAGGUUUUUUUUUUUUCUUUUUUGGUUUUGGUUUGGUUCUGGUUGGUUGGUUGGUUGGUUGGUUGGUUGGUUGGUUGGUUGGUUUCUGCUAGAAAAUUCUCCAAAUUCCUGCAGUUAAAUUCAGGAUAAAACCAUGAUCCCCAUCAAACAAACAGAACCUACAAAAAAAUAGGAUUUAUCUGUCCUUUUUCAUAAAGAUAUAGCAUUAUGCAAUAUGAUCUCCCCUUCAUAGUAACAGUUCUAUCUGAUCAUUUGCCUCUUUGAACAAGCUGUUCUAUACUCCUAGUGCAUUGCAGUGUAAAUUUGGAGAUUUGCCAGUUAAUGAAAGGCAGGCACAGUAGCAAAUAAAAUAACUAAUGCCCUCCUAGUGGUUCUGUUUACUGGACUCUUUUGUUAGUUCCCUAUCUCAAGAAAAACAUCCUACUCUAAAAUUCCUAACAUGUAAAUGCAUAAGCAUUUUAAAGCUUAUGGCUAUGAUAACCUGUCUGCCUCUCCCCAAGAAGCAGCUAGCUUUGAAUUGUCAGUGUAGCAUUUUAAUAUCAUUUCUUUUGCAGCAAUGUCUUCCUCCAGUUUCUCUACAUAAAGUUUCUUGGUUAACUCUGGUGAAGGAACUGGAUCCAAUCAGUACUUCAGUGUAUGUUGUUCUUACCUAAAGCCUUGUGACUGUUUCUCUUGAGGCCAAUAUAAAAAUUCUGUGAUGGUAUCAGUUACAUCACGCACGGUCAUGCUGUGUCUGAAAACCUGGACACUAACAAAAAGGGCUUGUUCUUUUUGGUGUGGUACAACCCAUAUUGACUUUGGUAAUGACAACAGGUACUCUGCACUUCUCAGGACUGCAUCUGCAGUUUAACAAGGAAAAAAAAAAAAUCUUUAAAUGCUUAUGUGAAACUGUAUAUACUGAGAGGCAAUAGUUUAUUUUCUAGCAAAGCAACUUUCAUUGUUUUAAUUUUGUCAUCAGGGUUGGUUUUUUUUAAAUACAAACCACUUUCACUUACAGAAAAGAUACAAAAAAAAAAAUUUACUACCUUCCAAAAAUUAGCUUGGAUUUUUCUCUUGGAAGAUCGUAGAAUCACAGAAUGGUUUGCAUUGGAAGGGCCCUUAACGAUCAUUUCAUUCCAACCCUCCCUGCCAUGGACAGGGACACCUUCCACUAGACCAGGUUGCUCAAAGCCACAACCAACCUGGCUUUGAACACUUCCAGGGAUGAGGCAUCCACAACUUCUUUGGGCAGCCUGUUCCAGUGUCUCACCACCCUCAUGGUGAAGAACUUCUUCCUUAUGUCUAAGCUAAAUAUACCCUCUUCUAGUUUAAAGCCAUUACCCCUUGUCCGAUCUCUACAUGCCCUUGUAAAAAGUCCCUCUCCAGCUGUCUUGUAGGUCCUCUUUAGGUACUAAAAGGCUGCUAUAAGGUCUCCCCAGAGCCUUCUCUUCUCCAAGCUGAACAACCCCAACUAUCUAGCCUGUGUUCACAGCAGAGGUGCUCCAGACCUCUGAUCAUCUUCAUAACCCUCCUCUGGACCUGCUCCAACAGGUCCAUGUAUUUCUUAUGUUGGGGACCACAGAGCUGGAUGCAGGACUCCAGGUGGGGUCUUACCAGAGCAUGGUAGAGGGUCAGAAUCAUCUCCCUUGACCUGCUGCCAUGCUCCUUUUGAUGCAACCCAAGAUACAGUUGGCUUUUUGGUCUGGAAGUGCAGGUUUCUGGGUCAUGUUUAAUUUCUCGUCAACCAACACCCCUAAGACCCUCUCCUCAGGGCUGCUCUCAAUCCAUUCUUCGCCCAGCCUGUAUUUGUGCUUGGGAAUUCCCAACCCAUGUGCAGGACUUUGCACUUGACAUUGUUGAACUUCAUGAGGUUCGCACAGACCCACCUCUCAAGCCUGUCCGGGUCCCUCUGGAUGGCAUUCCCUUCCCUCCGGUAUGUGAACCGCACCACACAGCUUGGUGUUGUCAGCAGACUUGUGAAGAAUGCACUCAAUCCCAACAAAGAUGUUAAACAGCACCAGUCCUAGCACCAACCCCUGAGGAAUGCCACUUGUCACUGGUUUCCACUUGAACAUUGAGCCGUGGACCCUAACUCUUCAAGUGCGCCCAUCCAGCCAAUUCAGUAUCCACUGAGUGGUCCAUCUAUCAAAUCCAUGUCUGUUCAAUUUAGAGACAAAGCUUUAAAGUCAAAUGCUUUGCACAAGUCCAGGUAGAUUAUGUCAAUUGCUCUUUUCUUAUCCACCAAUGCUGUAACUCUGUUGUAGAAGGCCACCAAAUUUGUCAGUCAGAGUUUGCCCUUAGUGAAGCCAUAUUGGCUGUCACUGAUCACCACCUUAUUUUCCAUGUACCUUAGCAUAGCUUCCAGAAGGAUCUAUCUGCUUCAUGAUCGUGCCAGCCACAGAGAUCAGACUGACUGUCCUGGAGUUCCCCAGGUCUUCCUUUUUUCCCUUUUUAAAAAUGGGGGUUAUGUUUCCCCUUUUCCAGUCAGUGGGAACUUCACCAGACUGCUACGAUCUCUCAAAUAUGAUGCAUAGUGGCUUAGCAACUUCAUCUGCCAGUUCCCAUGGAUGCAUCUUAUCAGGUCCCAUGGACUUGUGCAUCUUCAGGUUCCUUAGAUGGUCUCAAACAUGUUUUUCUCCUACAGCAGGCAGUUCUUCAUUCUCCCAGUCCCUGCCUUUGCCUGCUGUGACUUAGGUGGUGUAGCUACAGCACUUCCCCAUGAAGACUGAGGAGAAAGAGUCAUUGAGUACCUCAGCCUUCUCCAUAUCCUGGGUAACCAGAUCUCCCAUUUCCUUCCAGAGAGGGCCCACAUUUCCCCUAGUCUUCCUUUUAGCACCAAUGUACCUAUAGAAGCUUUUCUUGUUGCCCUUGACAUCCCUGUCCAGAUUUAAUUCUAUCAGGGCUUUACUUUUUCUAACCUGAUCCCCGGCUGCUCGGACAAUUUAUCUAUAUUCCUAUAACGUGGUUGGUAUGUUUUCUCAGGAUAGUCACUAUUUCUGUGUGUUGGUUUUAAAAGUAUCUCAAUUAAAAGGGGUUUUAAUCUCUGUCUCUUCUGUGAAAUUAGAUUGUAUACAAUUAAAUAUGACUGCUCUCCAUAGUUUGCUGUUCUAGCAUAGCCAUAAAAUGUAUCAAUGUAUGUGUAUAUAUGAAUAACUAUUGGAUGACAGACACUUUAGAUUAUAUAUAUAAGCAGCCAUGUCAAAACUUUAAAGGUAGAUGGCUGCAAAAGUAACAGUAUAAUCAUAAUACUCACAAACUAUUUUACAAACAAACCGUGGCCUCAGCACAGAUCUCAUAUCCUUACCAGUAGUCUGAAACCCACCUUGUCUUUAAAGACCCUCAGAUAACAUUUGUUUUGCUGUUGCUUCUUUUCCUCUUACCGAACCGUAUGUUAAUAAUGACAACUACCUGUGGCUCAGUCUUCGCCAUUCGUCUCACAGAAAAGCAGCCGUGGCACCGUACCUCUGGGUUGUGUCUUCAUCGGUCUGAACUUGUGUAGCAUUGCACAGAGCAAGCACCAUCUACUCAUUCUGGGAGACUGAACAUUUCUCAGCUGGUAUUAUUGGUUUCCCCCUGGGACUGCCUCACUGUUCAGAAUGACAUUUCUUCAUGUAAUAUAUCUCCCAUAUGUGUUCCCACUGCAUUUUUAUUUCUGCCUUUUUGCCAGUUUAUAACAGUAUUGUAGGAAUAGCCAUGUAAUAAAAAGCUUAAUAUACUGAUUUGCAGUCCCAAGGGGAAUUUACAUUUGAAGCAAAGUUGUUAUUAGUUACUGAAAAGUAGUGUUAUCUUAUUUUUAUUAUUAUUAUUAUUAUAUUCCUAUGAUAAUAUGAUGUUCCAUGUAAAUUUUCAUGUGCUGGCAUGCCUACAAGUUAAUAGUGUUAAUAGAAUGCUCAGCUCUCAACAUUAGGCUGUUUUUAAGGUGAAUUACAUUACAUAUGCCAUCUCUUUGCAGAAAGAAUAUGGGGUUUGGCAAAGCUACCUGCUGAGCAACAUAAUAAGAUUUUUGUACAAAGUACAAGUUACUGAUUAUUAUUGUAUUUUAUUUUUCUAUGAUUUCCUAAGAGGCAUUAUCAGGUCUUACAGAUGGGGUAAGCCUGUUUAUUAAGAUAUUUAUUAGCAAAUAAAAGUUACAGUACUGGUGGUUAUUUUUGAGUUAAUGGUGUUUGUUUUGCCUUAAGUUACUAAUAUAAUGAUACACGGUGAAGCCUGUCAUACAUGAUCAUGCAAAAAAACCCCAGCUGCUUAACACAGGGUGGUGUACUAAUAAAGAUGGACCAGCAAUAUGUUCUAACACUCGA